AUGUUGGGAAGCGGUAAAUCACAGCAGGCCAGCAGUGCAAAAGAGCAGAAGAGCAAAGUGGUCGCCAAACCAGUGGACCCCGUGAAGAAAAUGGGUCUGGUGGACAAUGAGGACGUGCAGUGGAUGAUGCAGGGCUGUAACAUGGUGAAGGUGCGGUCGUCGCGGUGGCAGAAGAGCAGACACCUCCGGCUCCUGGAGGACGGCCUCACGGUCUGGUGCGAGUCCACAAAGAGCUCCCGCAAGGCCAAGGCUCGGCAGACCUUUGCGGUGACGGAGGUGGAGUGUGUUCGUGAGGGCUGUAAGUCCGAAGCCCUGCGGCAGCUCUCGGGGUCCAUGCCGGAGAGCCACUGCUUCACAGUGGUCUUCAAAGGAGCACGGAAGAGUCUGGACCUGCUCUGUCCCAGCGAGGAAGAGGCCUGCCGCUGGGUCAGGGGGCUGCGGACCCUCAAGGACUGUGUGGCCAACAUGAGCCAGAAAGAAAAACUCGACCACUGGAUCCGCGGAUACCUGAAGCGAGCGGAUCAAAACCAGGACGGAAAGAUGAGCUAUGACGAGGUGAAGACGCUGCUGCAGAUGAUCAACAUUGACUUGAGUGAGCAGUACGCACGCAACUUAUUUAAGAGAUGUGACCGCUCCGGGGACGACCGUCUGGACCAUGUGGAGAUUGAAGAGUUUUGCCGUGAGCUGAUGCGGCGGCCGGAGCUGGACGCGGUUUUCCGGCACUACUCCGGUAACGGCUGCGUGCUCUCCACCGCUGAGCUCCGGGACUUUCUGGGGGAUCAGGGAGAAGACGCCUCGCUGCUGCACGCCAAGAAGCUGAUCCUCACCUACGAGCUGAAUGAGUGGGCUCAGACGAACCAGUUCAUGACGCAGAACGGCUUCACCGUGUACAUGCUUUCUCUGGAGAAUGACAUAUUUAACCCCGACCACGCCAGAGUAUUCCAGGACAUGAGCCGCCCUCUGGCCCACUACUUCAUCUCCUCUUCACACAACACCUACCUGACCAAGGACCAGGUGACCAGCGCCAGCAGCACUGAGCCGUACAUCAGAGCUCUGAACCAGGGCUGCCGCUGUGUGGAGCUGGACUGCUGGGACGGGGAUAAAGGAGAGCCAGUCAUCUACCACGGCCACACACUCACCUCCAAAGUGCCCUUUAAGGAGGUCAUUGAAACCAUCGCACACUUCGCCUUUAAGGCGUCUCCGUACCCACUGAUCCUCUCUAUAGAGAAUCACUGCUCAGUGGAGCAGCAGGCCGUCAUGGCCAAACACCUUCGCGCCAUUCUUGGAAACAGCCUCCUCACCAAACCUCUGAAGGAGCAGACCCUGAAGGAGCUGCCCUCCCCUGAGGAGCUGAAGUAUCGCAUUCUGGUAAAGGGGAAGAAGCACACUCCACACUUUGGCCAACUGUCUAAGACUGGAAGCUCGGCCAGUUUCUCCUCCAGCUCUGAUCUGGAAGAAAUGGGAAGCAGCAAAACUACCCCCAAGAGGGACCCCGCUAAGGUCUGUUCCAAGCUGAGCCCGGAGCUGUCCGAGCUGGUGGUGUACUGCCGGAGCGUGGCCUUCAGUGGCUUCGAAAACACGACCGGAAAGGCUCCCAACGAAAUGUCCUCCUUCUGCGAGAGCGAUGCCCUGAAGCUGAUCAAAGACUCUGGAAAGCUAUUUGUACGACACAACAACAGACAACUGAGCCGGAUCUACCCCUCAGGCCAGCGGCUCCAAUCGUCCAACUAUGAUCCUCAGGAAAUGUGGAAUGGGGGUUGCCAGAUGGUGGCCCUGAACUUCCAAACGCCCGGCGAGCAGAUGGAUCUGAACCAGGGCCGCUUCCUCUCCAACGGUCGCUGUGGUUACGUGCUUAAACCCAGCUUCAUGUGCAGCCCGACCUCAGAGUUUAACCCCGAAAUCACCGGUGGAGGACCCGGCCACGUACCCACGCAACUGACCAUAAGAAUCAUUUCAGCACAGCAGCUGCCCAAAAUCAACACAGAGAAGGCCAGCUCCAUUGUAGACCCCCUUGUCUGGGUGGAGAUCCAUGGUGUGGGUAUAGAUAAUGCGAAAGACAAAACCCAACGCAUCGACAACAAUGGAUUCAACCCGAGGUGGGACUGCACCCUGAGCUUCCAGCUGCAGGUGCCCGAGCUGGCUCUAGUGCGGUUUGUGGUGGAGGAUCAUGAACACACAGCCAAAAAUGACUUUGUGGGACAGUUUACUUUGCCCUUUACCAGUUUGCGGACAGGUUAUCGCCAUGUUCACUUACUGAAAGCAGAUGGAUCCAGUCUGUCCCCAGCCACGCUCUUUGUCCACGUCAAAGUGGCGCGCAGAGGACUUCCCAUCAGAAGUGUUUCAGAGCGUAUGGCCAGCGCCAAAGGCAAAGCAUGA
Molecule: messenger RNA, 2376 nt
Organism: Knipowitschia caucasica
Lineage: Eukaryota; Metazoa; Chordata; Actinopteri; Gobiiformes; Gobiidae
Source: the annotation of a GenBank genome assembly